GUGUCCAGACCGGAGGGGGCGUGGCCAUCACGGGACCUCACCGGGGCAUGGCCGGGGGGCUUCGGGUCCCUCCCUCUGUGUCCCCUGUUCCCGCUCUCCCCGGCUCCUCCUGUGUCCCGCCGUCCUGCCCGGGCUGUCCCGGUGUGACCUGUGUCCCCACGUGUCUGUGUCCCCCAUUGCCCCCCGGGAAUCUGCUCCCCCCGCGCUCCCCGCGCGCCCGUGUCCCCGUUGUGUCCCCCGUGUCCCCGUUGUGUCCCCCGUACGCCCCCGCGUGCCUGUGUUCCCCACCUCGCCCGCGUGCCCGUGACCCCCAAGUCUCCCCGGUGUCCCCUGUGCCCCUCGGCUCGCGCGGCACGGUUCGGUCCCCUCCCCGCGGGCUGCUUUGGGGUGUCGCCGCUGUCCGGUGGGGCUGCCGGCGUGUUCCCCCUCCCCGGCCGUGCCCGGGUGUCCGGCCCGGCCCCACGCGUGCCCCGCGGGUGGGCGGUGAGUGAAGGCGGCACCUGCCCCCGCCGGGUAAAAAUAGCGCCGGGCGGGGGGGCUGGGGCGCAGCAGGGGCGGCGGAGCGGCAGCAGCCGGAGGCAGUGACCGCAGCAACAUGGAGGCUCUGGGAGACGCUGAAACCCCCACCUCGGGCACCCCCACCUCGGACACCCCCACCUCGGACACCCCCACCUCGGACACCCCCAAUUCGGAAACCCCUACCGCGAGCACCCUCACCUCGGACACCCCCACCACGAGCACCCCCACCCCCGGCACCCCCACCUCGGGCACCCCGACCCCCGGCACCCCGACCCGGAGUAGCCCCACCCCGGACACCCCCUCUGAGCCCGCCGCGGGGCCGGGGGAUGGCAGCGGGGAGGCGACGGCUGCCCGGGGUGGGGAGGAAGCUCGGGAAGCGGGGGGCGACGGGAAGAACACGGGGGGUGAAGGGGAGGAUUCGGGGGGCUCAGGGGGGUGCGCGGGGGGAGAGGCUGCCGGGGAUGGCGGGGCAGAAGCACCCGGGGGUGCCGGGGGCGAUGCCGGGGAGGCCGGGGAUGGUGCUGGCGAUGCCGAGGCAGGGACAGCCGGGGGCACCGGCGGGGGUACCGAGGAGGGUACCGAGGGAAAAGCGGCGCCGGCAGCAGCGGGCAACUCCCAGCGCCGACAGGAACCCACUUGGCUUCAGGACGAGGACGACGAGCUGUGGCCUGAGUUCCCUCCCUGCUCGUCCCCAGAGGGGGCCACCAGCCCCACAUCCCCCAUGUCCCCCACGUCCCCUACAUCUCCCACGUGCCCCAUGUCCCCUACAUCUCCCAUGUCCCCUACGUCCCCUAUGUCCCCAGCAUCUCCAGUGUCCCCCACAGCUGGCACUGCCGAGGACACGGGGGGCAGCAAGAGGGGGGCUCCAGCAGGGGGGACACGGGACAAGGCAGCCCCCGGUGCGGCGGGACAGAGGCUGAGGCUGGAGGGGGCCGGGGGACGGCCUCGAGUGGGGACCCGGGCCCAGGGGCGCAGCGCCAUCCUGGAGAAAUUCGGAGGGGCUGCCAAGGGCCCAGCCCCACACCUGCGGCGCUCAGGGGGGGCCGCCACGGUCAAGACGAUGCUGCUGGAGUGGUGCCGCGCCCGCACCCGCGGGUACCCGCACGUGGACGUGCAGAACUUCUCGGGGAGCUGGGGCAGCGGCCUGGCCUUCUGCGCCCUCCUGCACAGCUUCUUCCCCGACGCCUUCGACUUCGCCGCCCUGGAGCCCAACGCCCGCCGGGAAAACUUCGCCCUGGCCUUCGCCACCGCCGAGGAGCGGGCGGGCUGUGCCCCGCUGCUGGAGGUGGAGGACAUGGUGCGGCUGCCGGUGCCCGACGCCAAGUGCGUGUACACGUACGUGCAGGAGCUGUACCGCUGCCUGGUGGCCAAGGGGCUCGUCAAGACCAAGAAGCGCUGAGAGGGAGGGUCCCCCACAGCCCCCCAGCUGUGCCAUCCCCCUCCUCGUCCCCUGCUCUGUCCCCCAGCAGUAAAGGCCGUGGUUCCCGGCGGUGGUGGCCUCGUCUCUGGAGG
Molecule: messenger RNA, 2031 nt
Organism: Motacilla alba alba
Lineage: Eukaryota; Metazoa; Chordata; Aves; Passeriformes; Motacillidae
Gene: SMTNL1
Product: smoothelin like 1
Exons: 8
Coding region: 596-1918 (440 amino acids)
Biological process (GO): actin cytoskeleton organization
Cellular component (GO): microtubule organizing center; filamentous actin
Molecular function (GO): protein binding
Source: RefSeq, a predicted model, not a curated record